Messenger RNA from Cadophora gregata, 1085 nucleotides. RefSeq lists its product as uncharacterized. Bases 105 to 1055 code for a protein of 316 amino acids. Gene Ontology annotation, molecular function: arylformamidase activity. Lineage: Eukaryota; Fungi; Ascomycota; Leotiomycetes; Helotiales; Ploettnerulaceae. The record is from RefSeq and is a predicted model, not a curated record. The transcript has 3 exons.
GUAAAAAAUCUAAACAUCGUUCAUUACAUACCAUAUCUUGAAAUUCCCCAGCAAUUACAAACAGCAUAUCAUCGAUCCCUAAACGAACCAAAACCAAAACCACGAUGCCAUCCACCCCACCUUUCACCUCCCUUCCGAUCCAGCCGUCUGGCCCUCGAGGUAAUGCCUGGGGACUCUUUGGCAUCAAGGAUGAACUCGGGAUGCUCAAUCGUCUCACCCCAGAAACAACUCUGUCAGCAACAAAAGAAAUAGAACACGGUAUUCGAAUUGCUACUGACUGGCCAAUGAACAUGCCCAAAGUGCCCUGCUUCGGCCGCCAGAAGUUCCACCAACACAUCUUCCAUAAAGUCCCCAGAACAGUCAACGACGAUAUUCUUACGCUCAAUACACAGUCUAGUACGCAAUGGGAUGGCUUCAGACAUUUUGGGUAUCAGGAUCAUAAGGUGUAUUUCAAUGGGUGUGAGCAAGAGGAAGUGAUGAACUCGGAGAGGAAUGGAAUUCAUGUUUGGGUCCAAAAUGGCGGCGUAGUGGGACGCGGUAUUCUUCUCGACUACGCAGCAUGGGCAAAAUCCCAAGGCAUCACUCCAGCUCUUCUCUCAACCACCGAGAUCACCGUCAGCGAACUAGACGCCAUCGCCGCAUUUCAAAAUGUCACAUUCCAGCCUGGUGAUAUACUGUUCAUCCACAGCGGCUUCGUGAAAUCACUCGAGCGUCUCCCCGAAGAAGAAGCGUCCGCUUAUGCAGCCAUCAACCCUCCUCCUGCCAUCGGCGUCAAGUCGUGUGAAGAGAGUUUGAAAUGGAUCUGGGAGAAGGAGUUUGCUGCUGUGGCGGGCGACAUGCCUGCUUUUGAAGCGCUGCCGUUCCAGAGUAAGACACAUUGGAUGCAUGAGUGGCUUUUGGCGGGGUGGGGAAUGCCGAUUGGAGAGUUUUUUGAUUUGGAGAAGUUAGCGGAAGAAUGUGGCAGGUUGAAGAAGUGGACUUUCUUCUUUAGUAGUGUGCCUCUAAAUGUUCCGGGAGGAGUUGCUAGUCCGCCGAAUGGUGUGGCUAUCUUGUGAAAUGUGGAAUUGAUGAUGUGUUUCUUAUUU